Messenger RNA from Ostrea edulis (European flat oyster), 5334 nucleotides. Its product is annotated as mitochondrial thiamine pyrophosphate carrier-like. The record is from RefSeq and is a predicted model, not a curated record. Gene Ontology annotation, cellular component: mitochondrial inner membrane. Gene Ontology annotation, biological process: thiamine pyrophosphate transmembrane transport. Lineage: Eukaryota; Metazoa; Mollusca; Bivalvia; Ostreida; Ostreidae. Gene Ontology annotation, molecular function: thiamine transmembrane transporter activity. The transcript has 6 exons. Bases 486 to 1475 code for a protein of 329 amino acids.
AGCGUGAUAUCAAGUGUUGUGUGUGUGGUUUUUUUUUUAAAUUUUGGUUUUUUUUUUGGUUUUUUUGGGGGGAGGGGUCAGUACAAACACUCAGCUACUUGAUAGUUUUAAAGGAACUUUGAAAGUAAAAGAUUGGGGGGGGGGGGGGGGGGGGGGGUGAGUGCAUGUGUACGAAUGAUAUAAUAGUUUUUUGCAAAGUAGACUUUACAAUUCGGAACUAAAAUGUUCCUUGUCACUAUUUGUGAUUUACUGGCACAUAUAGACUUCCGGUGGUUGUCAUACACACAGAUUGGCCAUGCUCAGUUGGAUAUAUUCAAUGUUGUUUCAUCAUUUUAAUGAAAUAGAUCUACGCUUUUGCGUUUUCAGCGGUUAUGUCACCUUCAAAGAUGUGAUCACCUUGCAGUACUGGUUUACAUGUUGAAAAAAAAAUUUACAAAAGAGAGAGAGAUAAAGCAAGGUGUCCUGAAUCCAGAGUUUGGUGAUAAAUGGUGGGGUAUACGCCUGAGAAGGAAACUCAGCUGUUUGCCUCUGAACAGGCUUUGGCAGGAGCAGUUUCCGGAGCAGUCAGUCGUGCUUUAUUUCAACCAUUUGAUGUACUCAAAAUCCGAUUUCAACUUCAGAUCGAGCCAUUAAAAAGAUCUGAGACAUCAAAAUACUGGGGUAUUACACAAGCCACCACCUCAAUCAUCAGAGAGGAGGGUGUCUUAGCUCUGUGGAAAGGACAUGUUCCAGCCCAACUUCUGUCUGUUUUGUAUGGAACCGUGCAAUUUGUGGCUUUUGAGGUCACCACAAAAUUAGCCUGGCGAGUUCUGCCCGAAGAUGUAUACAGUGACCACAAGCCCCUGACACACCUUCUUUGUGGGGGUAUGGCAGGGUGUGCAUCAACCCUAGUGAUACAGCCUGUAGAUGUCAUGAGAACAAGACUUAUAUCUCAGGGGAAACAGAAACUGUAUUCUUCCAUGAUAAAUGGGAUGGUAACUAUUACUCGCACUGAGGGGGUGCGUGGUCUUUAUCGAGGUAUCCUGCCAGCCAUGUCACAGAUAGCCCCUCAGAUAGGACUUCAGUUCAGCUUCUAUACUCUCUUAAGAGACCUCUGGAAAAAGCUCUUGCAUAAAAAUGGAGAAGAAAUUUUAGAAAUUCAAGGCAGUGCUGUUUGUGGAUCAGGUGCUGGGCUCAUUUCUAAAACCCUGAUUUACCCAUUAGAUGUGAUAAAAAAGAGAUUACAAGUUCAGGGAUUUGAAGAAGCACGUUCAGAGUUUGGCAGCACACGCCAUUAUAGAGGAAUGAGACAUUGUUUAUUCACGAUUGCGAAAGAGGAAGGUAUCAUUAAAGGGUUUUACAAAGGUCUGACCCCAAGUCUAUGGAAGGCAGCACUUGUAUCUGGUUCCAGUUUUUAUGUGUACGAAAAAAUUUGUCAGUUGUUGGAAUUCAGAAAGAAAAGAGAUAGAAUAUGUAGGAGUGAUGAUAAGAUUUGAAAUGCAUGUACAUGUACCAGUAUUUAAUCUGUUACAGUUGCACAGUCAUACUAAACUCAUGAAAGUAACAUUUUUAUCAGCAUAAUAGUAAAACGUGUGGAUCUGGUAGAGACUCAAUCUAGACUCGGCCCUCCUGAUAUUUUUUUUUAAAUGUAUACUGUAUACAGGGACAUAUUUGCUCCCAUUUAUUUUUGCCCUCAUUGUCAUUUGGUGAAUGCAAGGCUGGGUAAAUUUAAAUGAGACAGAGUUGUCUUUUCUCUAACACUACUAGGUCUGGGAGAAUUUAAAAUGGGGCAAACCAGAAGAAUUUAAAAUGGGGCAAAACAGAAUGGUAAAAAAAAAGGGAGGACAAAAAUAACCCUGUAGAUAGUAUUUGUGACAAUUUUGAUGCAAUAUUAAAGCUUGAAUUCAGAUUCCUUUAAUAGGUUAUACCCCAUCUUGGAAAAAUCAUCAAGUAUUAUCUACAGUUUAGGGCAUUAAUUCAAGGGUUUUAGAAAAUUUUAAGUUAUCAAAAUCCUCAUCUGAAUUUACAAGAAUGUGAUGCAAUAAAUACCUGAAAAUGGUUUAGACUUUAUGGGUAAACUAAAAAUAACCAAUGCUCCCCCAGAAAUCUAUAUCAAUCAAAUUUAGAAGAAACAAUUUUCUCACCAUGUAACAGAAUUCAUAGAAAAUACAUUUUGUCAUAACCCAUAAUGUUGUAGCAAUGUAAGACAGAAAAUUCUCACACGGGUCAUAUUGGUCUCACACUGGUGAUCUUGUGAGAAGUUAGAAUCUCAUUCUUGGUAUAAAAGUUGACAAUGACUAGACAAUAAAGGAAGGCCAUUUGGUCAUGGUCAGACGUGCUGGUAAUUAAGUAGAAAUAUUGCUUAUUGAUCAAGACGAAUAUUGGUAAUAUUUUUCCUGACUUUAACAUUACAUUCCCUUUGAUCUCUAAAAAUUCAGUUUAAAGAUGCAUUGAACAUGCAACAUUUCCAAUAUUAAUUUAGCUCCACCCUCAUGUAAUUUAAUCAAUAUUAAGGUAGCUCCACCCUCAUGCGAUUUAAUCAAUAUUAAGGUAGCUCCACCCUCAUGAUUUAAUCAAUAUUAAGGUAGCCCCACCCUCAUGUGAUUUAAUUAAUAUUAACUAAAGGUAGUUCCACCCUCAUGAUAUAAUCAUUAUUAAGGUAGCUCCACCCUCAUGUGAUUUAAUCAAUAUUUAGGAAGUUAGCUCCACAGGUGAUGAUUAACAAUGAACACAAUAUUGUAACUGUACUUGUGUUGUAUUGGUUCAGUACUUUUCAUUAGUCCAAACAUAUACAAGCCUAUCCAGCUGAAAAAUGUUUCUGUCAACUCAAAUUUUGUAAGGGGCUACAUUUUAUGGUAGAAGGAUUGUUUAAUCAAAAAGUCUUAAAUCUGUACAAUUUUACAGUUUCUGUUUUAUUUCAUAGAUUAUCGUUAUCUUGAUGUGUAUUUUAAUUUUGUAAUUUAUGAUACAAGCAACAGAGACUUGGAAUUAAUUCACAUGUAAUUUCAUUUUCGCAGCUAAUAUAAUGUCACAAUGCACUGUUUACAUGGACUACAUUAUAUUUCCCGCGUUAAAUGAAUAGGCGGAUUAAAUGUGUAAAGUGGUUGUUGCAAAUGUUAUGGGUCUUCACUUGACUUAACGGUCACACCAUAAAACUUAUUACUAUGAGAUUGUUAAACAUAUCUUUUACUUUUCAUUCAGACAUGCUAUACCUGCUUGAGAGAUUGACUUUUUAGGUCACCUGAAUUCAUUCAGGUGACCUAUUGCUAUCUGUUUUUGUCCGUCGUCGUGCGUUAACAUUUGAACAUUUUCAGCUUCUUCUCUGAAACCCCUGAACCAAUUUCAACCAAUUUUGGCAUAUAGCAUCUGUGGAUGGAGGGGAACAAAAAUUGUGAAAUUCGUGGUCCCUGCCCCCCUGGGGCCUGAGGGGUGGGGCAAAAACCAUCAAAAUGAGUGUAAUUUUAAAAAAUCUUCUUCUUUACUCCUGGACAUCAAGAAGCCAAACUGUGGGCAUAAUUAUAAUGAGCGUUGAGCCCUCUACCAAAAUUGUGAAAUUCAUGGCCCCUGGGGCAGGGGUUCUUGUGUUAGGGUGGGGCUCUAUUGGUCAUAUAGUGAAAGUGCAGAAAUUCUUUGAAAAUCUUCUUCUCUGUCUCUGGGUAUUAAGUAGACAAACUAAUAGCAUGGUAAUGAUGAGCAAGGAUGCCUCUUUAUACCCCCUGCAACAAGUUGUGGGGGGGUAUACUGGAAUCAGGUUGUCCGUCUGUCCGUCCGUCCGUCUGUAGACGCAAUGGUUUCCAGGCUCUAAAGCAUUAUCCUUUCCACCUACCGUCACCAUAUCAUAUAUAUGGACUACCCAUGGGAUGAAGAUGUUCCCUAUCGAUUUUGGGGUCAAAAGGUCAAAGGUCAAGCGCACUGGACAUUGAAGUAGCAAUAUGGUUUCCGGGCUCUAAAGUGUUAUCCUUUCCACCUACAGUCACCAUAUCAAACAUAUGGACUACCCAUGGGAUGAUGUUCCCUAUUGAUUUUGGGGUCAAAAGGUCAAAGGUCAAGUGCACUGGACAUUGAAGUAGCAAUAUGGUUUCCGGGCUCUAAAGCGUUAUCCUUUCCACCUACAGACACCAUAUCAUAUAUAUGGACUACCCAUGGGAUGAAGAUGAUCCCUAUCGAUUUUGGGGUCCAAAGGUCACACGCACUGGACAUUGAAGUAGCAAUAUGGUUUCCGGGCUCUAAAGCGUUAUCCUUUCCACCUACAGUCACCAUAUCAUAUAUAUGGACUACCCAUGGGAUGAAGAUGUUCCCUAUCGAUUUUGGGGUCAAAAGGUCAAAGGUCAUGCGCACUGGACAUCGAAGUGGCAACACUCAGAAAAGAGGUAGUUUAUACCUAUUACCAACACCCUUUGGGAGAUUGGGGUAAGCGGGGGGUAUUCUUAGUGAGCAUUGCUCACAGUACCUCUUGUUAAAAAUUGUGAAAUUCAUGGCCCCUAGAUCAGGGGUUCUGUUGCUAGGGUGGGGCUCUAUAAGUCAUAUAGUGAAAAUGCAUUAUUUCUUUGAAAAUCUUCUUCUCUGUCCUUGGGUAUUAAGUAGACAAACCAAUAGCAUGGUUAUGAUGAGCAAGGAUGCCUCUUUCAAAAUUGUGAAAUUCAUGGCCCCUGGGUCAGGGGUUCUGGUAUUAGGGUGGGGGCCCUAUUGAUCAUAUAGUGAAAAUGCAUUUUAUUUCUUUGAAAAUCUUCUCCUCUGCUGCUGGGUAUUAAGUAGACAAACUAAUAGUAUGAUAAUGAUGAUCAAGGAUGCUUCUUUCAAAACUGAAAUUUAUGGCCCCUGGGUCAGGGGUUCUGGUGCAAAGGCGGGGCUGACCACAUAGCUAUUCAAUGUUUCUUCCAUCCAAAAGUAAAAUUCUUAUAUUUAAACACAAACCUAAUUCAAACAUUGGAAGGUUGUUACAUAAUACUCAGGUAACCUAUAAGGCCCCUGGGCCUCUUGUUCCUAUAUAAAUUAUGAAUUACGAUUCAGCGUACAUGUGAAUGUGUAAAGCUCAUGUUCUAAACUGAUCUGGUGUAGAUUGAUAUUGUCUUUAUGUGUAUGUGGUAUUUAUGUAUAUAUAUAUAGAGAGAGAGAGAGACAGACAGACAGAGAGAGACAGACAGAGAGAGAGAGACAGAGAGAUUACUGAUAUUAGACAUUUUACAUAAUUUGUAAUAUGUAUUGACUUUUUUUGUAGUAUGCCUCAAGGGAACGUGUGAUGUUUUUACCAACUCGAAAUGUAAUAAGAUUUUAUAUAAUCAACAAAUCAACAGUUUUGUUUCAUUUUGCAUAGUCAUUGUGGAUGUUACAAAAAUAUUUGACUUAAGAUAAAAU